AUGUUUAUCCAGGAUGUGUGGAAGAUGAUAAAAGAUCCAUAUCAGAACAAUCCUAUUAGAAUAAUAAUAGAAAUAUUGCUUCUAGGAAUCGUGCUCAAAUAUGCAUUUGACCAGAAGAAAUCCUCGAAAGAAGUAAUUCUGUCGCAUCAAGAGGCUGAGCAGUUGAUUGAAGAGUGGGAGCCCAAAGACCUAGGAACAUCCGAGGCAAUGCCUGCGCCGCACGAGUGCAAGGAUCCAAAAUACAUUCUAUCCACCUUCAACCCAUUUCUCUUCAGCAGCACUGUUGAAAUACCCAAAUACAACCCUCUGCCUGUUGAGACAUCAGAGCAAAAAAAGGAGAAACUUGCUAUACUGUCUGAUGCAAUUGAAAAAUAUGGAGUCGGCACAUGUGGGCCCAGAGGGUUCUAUGGGACGAUUGACAUUCAUCUUGAGCUGGAGCAAAUGCUUGCGCAGUCGCUUGGGGCUGAAGGCGCCGUGCUGUACGCACACUCUCUGCUAGCAAUAGCAAGUGUUAUAAAAUGCUUUUGCAAGAGGGACGAUGUGAUCUUCUAUGACCAUAGGUCCUCAAUCAGCAUAAGAAGAGGCAUCUACUCAUCAAAAGCCAAGGCCAUUUCGUACAUAUCCACUGCAGAUCUGAAUCUUAAGCUUGCUUUGGAGGGAUCUCUUAAAAACAAGAAGUUUAUCAUCACCGAGGGUGUGUUUGAGGAAACAGGAGAAACCUCAGACCUUGCAUCUAUAGUAAAAGCACGAUCACUGCAUAAAGCCUUUCUUAUUCUGGAUGAGUCAGUUAGCUUGCCUAUGCUUGGGAGUUCUGGCGCUGUCGGGUUCUUUGGCGCAAACCCGUCACAGAUUGACCUUCGGAUUGGAUCUUUGUCAACUGGAUUCGGGUCUGCUGGAGGAUUCUGUGUUGGAUCAAAAGAAGCCUCGGAUCUGCAGCGGCUAAGCAGUUUGGCAUACUGUUUCUCUGCGUCGCUUCCUGCAUACCUUGCACAGGCUGCGCUUCUUAAUAUAGCCUCUGUAAUUGAGUGGGAGGAGUCUCAGAUUGGGUUUGUUACGCAGUCUGAGUCGGAGUCUUCAUCGGAGGAGUCGCAGUACACGCCUGCCAUUGACUAUCCUAUAAAGAAAACAAUCAAGUCCCCGAAGUUUGUCUCUAACUUCCUUCGAGAGAAGAACUCUUUAGUCAACCAGGAGGCUGCUGAAAAGUUCCACUCUAAGUUCAAUUCUCUUGCAAGAGGUCUGCCUUUCCGGGCCAAAACGGACCAAUUCACACCAAUCGCCAGAAUACUUCUCCACGAAGACCAUCCAGACGUGCCAAGUGUGUUCUCUGCGAUUCAUGCGGGGCUUGCUGCAGAAGGAGUCUUUGUCCGGCUGUCGGAGUACCCCGAUCCGUCUGUUCUUUUUGUCUUCCACAACGCAUUCCCCCAGGAAGAGGUCAUUCCCCUUGCGAAGACUGUUAUCAAAGUGAUUAAUGAAACAUACACAGGCGAAUUUUAG
Messenger RNA from Nematocida ausubeli, 1494 nucleotides. RefSeq lists its product as uncharacterized. Gene Ontology annotation, molecular function: pyridoxal phosphate binding; serine C-palmitoyltransferase activity. Gene Ontology annotation, biological process: ceramide biosynthetic process; sphingosine biosynthetic process. The record is from RefSeq and is a predicted model, not a curated record. Gene Ontology annotation, cellular component: endoplasmic reticulum. Lineage: Eukaryota; Fungi; Microsporidia. The coding region runs from base 1 to 1494 and encodes 497 amino acids. The transcript has a single exon.